This is a messenger RNA of Hydractinia symbiolongicarpus, 11180 nucleotides long. RefSeq names its product out at first protein homolog. Bases 497 to 1279 code for a protein of 260 amino acids. Lineage: Eukaryota; Metazoa; Cnidaria; Hydrozoa; Anthoathecata; Hydractiniidae. The transcript is spliced from 5 exons. The record is from RefSeq and is a predicted model, not a curated record.
AGUCUAUUAUAAGAUUAAAAAGGGAAAACACGAGGCCAAAUUUUCACGCAGAUACAAUUUACUAUAUACAGGUUGGAGCAGGAUCGUAUCAUGAUCGUCUAUUGCGGUGAAUGACCAUAAACAACACUAUACAUAACAUAACGAGUUAUCAUAAUGGCAACCUGGCUACAAGGUUGGCAUAACUUGUAUAAAAGCCAUAAUGGCUCUAGGGUGGUUAAAAAGUGACAGUUUCUGGGCUCCUAACAUGAUAUAAUAUAUAAAAUGAAACAAACCGACCUGGCUACAUGCAAUAUCUGUCCUGAAGAAAUAUCUGAAGGUUUCUCCUGAUACCAGAGGUACAUGAUCCAAAAUUUGCUACAGUCAUUGGUUGUCAUUGGAUGCACUGCCAUUAUAGUAAUUGAAGCCAAAAGAUGGAGUUGAUGAUAUUUAGUAGGUUGCAGUGAUAGAUGCUUCCUUAAACUCAGGGACCUAGAAAUAGUAAAAAUGAAAGAUUACAAUGCAAGUUUUAAACAUCCUUAUAUGUAUCUUGACCAUUGGGGCACAAUUUUUGAUUUCAGAAAGAGUACAUCUAAAAACCCUUUCUGAUCACAAUCAGAUGUCACCUUUGAUCAUAUCAAUAAACUACACAUCAUCAGUAGUAGAGUAUCAAUAUAGAGAUCAAGAUGACUCGUUAAAAUCUUGGAAUCUGUUUUAUGAUCAGAACAUUCAAAUAUUCAGAAGUGCAGUAUUUGGGGAAAUUGUGCUUGGUCAACCAAUAUACAGAUUUACCUGUUUUAUGCUGUCAUUAGAUGGGAAUAAUGUUGUACCAUUUAAAGCUUUUGAUAAGCUUAACCAGACGUAUCUCAAAAAUAAGCAAGAAGCUGACACCGAACUUGCUUUGCAAUUUUAUUUACUUGAUAGCAGCAUUUUAAAGUCACAGCUUCAAGAUUAUGGCAAUGAAGUAUUUAAAAGUUGCUUUGAGGCCUCAGAAGUGUACACAACAAGAAAGGAUAUCAUGAAAAUUGCAGAGAGAAACAAGAACUUCAAUUUGUUAUCUACUGUUAAAUUUUUAAACAAUCAGCCAUCAUUAUCACUUAGCCAAUUCCCUUAUUGUCACAGUGCACCACCAGACUGGUCACCAAGUUGCUUAUGUGUCACAAGUAUAAGUAUCAACUGGUACCCUUGUUCCUAUAAAACAUGUCAAAGCGAAAAUGGGGAAAAGUCUGUUUGUGGUAUAGAGUCGUGUAAGCAAACGCAUAGAUUUGUUUAUCUGGUCGAGAAGCUGAAGUUGUGUUUUUAGUUAAAGAGUUUUGUACAUGUAAGUCUAUUAGUAUUUUUCACUCAAAGUAAAAGCUGCAAACUUUUUUGUUUGCGUUGAAUUGGUAUGCUUUAUUAUAAUAAUUAUGAUCUUUUAAAAGUAGUUUAGACUUCUUUUUUUAUAUAAGAAAAUAAUGUGUUUUUAUUUUAUAUUUGUAUUUAAAAUAUUUAAUACAUGCUUUAAUUUGUCAUGGAUUAGUUGGAUACUAAAACCUUUCUUGUUUUAAAAUUUCCUAAUUUUUUGUAACUAUAAGUUCUGACUAUAUUUAUAUUUUGCUUCAUUUCCAUGCAUUAUGUCAUUAAGUACAUGGUUAUCAUUACACAAUAACAAAAACACUUAUAGGGUAGAAGUUGGUUGGACAGAACAAUAUUUUCGUGAGGCAAACAUUUUUAUGGGGAUGUGUUGACUUCCCUUAAUUUAUUUAAAAAAUCUACCUAGUAUCGUAUCUCUUUGACAUUUCUUUGAGUCAAACCUGUGUUGCGUCCAUGUUUUAUCUGGACGUAUUCAACCUAUUGAGACAACAUUUUGCCUGUCUUUUCCGGUACAAGAUUUCAUCAAAUUAUACUUCCUCAAACAACACAGUUGGUAUUCUCGCCUCAGAUAUAUAAAAAUGUUUGUGUUAUACUCACGUUUUCAGGGAUUUUUGAAAAUUUUUUUGCAUUCGCAAACUGAUUUAAUUGAAAUCCGAUCUAUUUUUCAUACUUUUGCCUCCAAAUUUCUGUACUAACGGCGACUAAAUAAUUACCAGACUUGCUGUAUUUAAAAAGUUGCUACAAUUUAUUGAAAAACUCUUGCAGUCACGUCGCAAGAGCAUACCUAGCCAUUAAUCAGUUUGCGUUGUCUUGUUUUCUUUGUUGAUGGUGGCGUCCACUAUGCAGGUGGUUUAAAACUAUAUUCAUCAUCCAUUAUUUCCCGUGUCCAUUUUUAUUGCACAAUUCAUCUUGGAGUUAUACCUGUGCAUCGUCGAACUUGUCACUGCAUAAUUAAACUUUCUCUUCUCUCUGAGAAGCAUCAUUAUCACAAAAACCAAAGAAAUAUUUUCGAAAAAUUUUGCAAUCCAAAUCAAAUAAAAUCCCAUGUUUUCAAAAAUCAACUGGGUAAUCUUUGAGAACUUCGGCACAAAAUAUCGGUCUUUUUGCCAAAUAGUUAACCUAGAUUCUUCCUUUUUUCUGAUUUGUCAGUAGCUAUAACCUAACUUCUUUAAAUAAUUCCGACAACAGCACAGACAGAUAGUCGUUAAGAUGUAAUUGUACAUUCUUCUUUUCUUAGCCCUAAUUAUAUAUUUGUUAUACUUUUCUGUCAAUGAUUUAGACCUACCAAAAUUUGAGCGUCUUCUUGAUUAUGGACCGUAUCAGCAAGUCAAAAGGCAAACCGUUCUUAAGUUACGCAAUUUUUUGGAUUUUCAAAAUUUAGACUACACUGGAAAAAAUAUUUUAAGAAAAUGUGAUAAAAAAGUUAAUUAUAGGCCUUCUUUUAUUAUUUUAUAUCUCAUGUGUUUUUGUUUUAGUGUGUUUCUUCUUUGAAAGAUUGCCACCUGCGUGCGUCCAGGCCGGUCGGGAAAAUUUACCCCUGCGAGCGCUGAAUGGCUCACAUAAAUUAAUCCGCGUAAGCAAUCCACGCGCGAUCACAAAAGCUUGUACAAAUUAAUUUGAGUGAGUGAUCAAAAAGUUUAAAAUAUGUUAUUCCUUGUUUAAAUGCCUAUAUUUUAGUGUUAGGGUCCCUUUCCUCGUUGUUUUAUUGUGUUGCAUAACGAAAGAUGUGUGUUCUUAUUACCGCCAUAUUGAAUUUGUUUACUUAUAAUUUCAGUCUAAUAAAAGUGGGAACAGCAAACUAUAAUUAUCAAGGGAGGAAAAACAAUAGGCAUUUCCAGAAGACUAAAAAAAGAGAAGUAUUAACAAGACUUGAGUCAUUUAAAAAAAUAUUUUUGUUUAAAGUUUAAGAUCUUUUACAACUACUCCGAAUCAGAAAAUACAACAACGCUGCUGUCAUUAUCGGUACUGUUGCUGUCUUUAUUGUCUUACAAGGAAAUCGUGGUUACAUUAACUGAGCUGGAACAGGACUUCUUAUGUGGUGGUUCCCACGUUGUGCAUUUCUUAUUCAAGAUAUUUUAUUAUAGUUAUUUCUGUGAUCUUCCCUUUCUUUUUCUGUCCAGAUCUUGUUAUUUAAAUUGAUACACAAAAGAUUCUCGAUGCUGAUGUAGCUCGUGCUUAACCUCCUAAUCUGAUAAAAGAAGUGUAAGUAGGAUAAAUGCUACCUCCAUCCUAGAGUUUACUGCUUAAAUACACAUAACUAACUCAGCCAACAUUCACAACUUUGGAAACUCAGUACGUUUGAAGGCUAGCAUUGUCUCUUCCCCCAAAUUGAUUGGCUUUUAUGAAGCUUCUUAAUGAACGGAAGAGCCACAACUUCAUCAUACUCAACAAAAUCCAACAACUGCGUAAUACAUACACAUGUAUGUACGUACUGUACUGUAAAUGUAUGUACAUGUACAUACAUUUCUUUUAUCUUAUCAAACCCAAAAUAUUUAUUGUCAGUAGGCCACCUCUUACAAUCGAACCAUGUCAUCGAUUCUAAAACUGGCUCCUGAAAAUCAGCAAGCUUCGCUUCAAGUAAUUCUUUUAACAAAUUGCAAACAUCUUUUUUCUUCCUAUUGACUAAAUUUGCAGAAUCUUCGUUGAGGUAUGUAAUAUUUUGAAAUUCGAUGGUGAUACGUUGCUUGUUGACAUUUUCUUUGUGACCUUCCUCACCCUUAGGAAGAUUUAGGCAGAUCGUUUUCUAUACGAAAAGAUGCUAGAUAUCUCACAAGCAUGUCUUCAUCCAUGUCCGAGGAUGCCAUCCAGAAUACAGUUGUCAUUUUGAAUUGUACUAUUUGUCUCAUGUAUCAUAUUUUUUCAAUUGUCAAUGUUUUCUUGUGAGGUUGAGAUGCAAAACAAGUUUAAUAUAACAUUUCUUUAGAAACAAUAAUAUACAUGUAUGUAAUAUACAAGAUAUUUCAAUUGUGACUGUCCCCAAAGACCAGCCAAAGCAAUCCUGCCUCUCAAAUUACGUAAUAGGUCAAGUUACAAUAAUUCCAUUUAAGAUUAUCUUGAAACGUGAACAUAAGUAGCUUUAAAAGUAGGUAGCUAGCUAGGUGGUAUAUUUAUAACAUAACACUGAGCGCUAAAUGUUAUAUCUUGAUAUCUGAGGCAUUUAUCUAGUUAUUAUGCACACAACAAUCCAGUUAAAAACAUCUCUAAUCGUGCAACAAGCAAGUCUUUAAGAAUGCGUUUGCUAUACGAUCUUUUCAGGCAGUGUUACGAAUAAAAAUCAACCAUCUUGGUCUUACACUAACAGUUGCAAAGUGUGUUGUUGUUGCAACCCACACUUGGAAUGCAUGAUUCGAUUUAAUUUCAGCUAACUAUAUGCAACAACACACCAUCAGUUGCAUCAGUUCAGUUUUUUCACUUUAUUGGACUUAGUUUAAGUUUAAUACAAGGUCUUGAUGUAUGCAAAAACAUUUUAACACCAUGAUGCAAGUUGAUCCUGGCCCGUCAAUUGACAGGCCACUGUGUCUAUAGAUGGGCUGUUCCAUCUAUAGACGGACUGUGUUCUAAAUUGGGUCAGAAUGAUAAUACUUCACACUUGCACGUCUUCAAAAUAAAGAUCGCAAGGCUUUGUUGUGUUGUUAAACACUUGGGUUCUUGUAUGCAACCACCCUGUUUAAUCGAUAGAAUAUAUUUAGAACAAACCCACCCAGCUAAAACAAUGUGUUAUUAAAUACAUUUUAUCUGAAUAAAUAACAUAGAAUAUAAAGCUUGUAGCAUAAAAAAUAUUAUGCUAAAUCCUGCUCAUAGCACCUGAAAUGUAACUAGGAUUUGUUUAUAUUAAUAUAAAUCCUAUGUUUUAUACAAUGGCUCUAUUGAUCCGUAAAUUUGUUUACCCCAGGUGAGUUGCAUGGGCAUUGUAUUAGAGCAUGAGCAAGAAACUUGGUGCAAAACGUAAUUAAAACCUAUGAAGGACAACAAUUGUACAGAAAGGAUAGAUAAGUGUUUCAUGCAAUGCUUAAACUUAAAAUUCUAUCCUUUAUUAUCAACACUCUUUUUCUUGGCUCCUAAUCUCUUGCGAUGCACAAAACGCCUCUCAUGGGGUACUCAACGUAUUAAACAUCCGUAUAUGACCACGAAAACUAUACAAAUUAGUGUGGUUCUAUAGCCAUUCAUCCUUUCACACCAUUCACUAGUAAGUAGGAGAUUGCUAUGCAGACAUGUGAUUUGCAGUGCUACCAGCUUGGUACGCAGCUAAAUCACUUAGGUUUACUGUGUUGGGACCUACCAUUAUGCUUCACCUUUUAUUUAAACCAUAAACUAUUAAUUAGCAUAGAAAGGUCAAAGCAGAUAAGUAUAGAUAUGCAGACUCUGUUAUUUUUGUUAUAUGAGGGGUGACUGAAGUUGUUGUAAAAUUAUUCACCGUUUUUUUUUCAUGCUCGCUAUAAGUAUGCAAGAUUUUUGAGUGCUGUGAUUUCUAAUUGUGUUCGAGGAAAUUGUGCACGUUUAGAGCUGCUGGUUUGUAAAAAAUUUUUAAAUGACUUUUGUUUUUUCAUUUUCUUUCAUUCCGGUUUACAAGCAAAGUCAUUGUGUUCUUGUAAAAUGUUGAUAUUGAGGUGUUUUACUUCUUCCCUACACAAGUGUUUUUACUUUUUUCACACUGUGUUUUGCAUGAGCUUAUCAUGUUUUUGUGGUGUUCAUUAGUAUUGCUGCAAGUAACUAACUACUGCAAGAGUACAUGGUCCACCCUUAAACUGUUGGAUGGGCCAGAGCGAUACUUAUGAAUGAAGUAAAUGGCUCUUUUCGAGAUGAUUCUUUUUCAGACUCUACAGAAUAUAUAUUUCUUGUCCUCUGACCUUAUACUGGUAAUUUUUGACUCCAUGUCAUCCUCAAAAAGUUGAGAGUCCACCUAUAACUGUCACAUUUUACGGCAUACCUGAGAACAGAUCAUUAAGCUAAUGUGAUGGUUAGCUUAAAUUACCAGGGCAGCAAUUUUCACGUGACUCCUCACUUUUUAAUAUCAACUUUUUUCGAUAAUGACUCACACAUUUUACAUUUCGCCACCAAAAUAAAGAAUUCAGAAUAAACUUUUUCCUCAUGAAAGAUCUAACAAAUAAAAAUAGAGCUUGCUCGUUUUACUUCAUCGUUUUUUGAUAAAAUGAACCAAGACGAAUGAUCAAACGUUCUAAUAUUCAAAAAUCUCAGAAACCACACAGCUCAGCCAUUUUGAUACCUAGAAGACAGUCACACCCUAGAUGGAUUAUACAACAAAUCGAUAAAACGGGUAAUAUUGAAUGUUUUAUAUGCGUCCAGAUAAAAUCCUCACAGUUAUUGUUCCUGCCAAAGUAACUGACACGAUUUAACAUAUAUAACUUUUAUAUAUAACUCUGCCAAACAAAGGUUUUUAAACGGCAAAAUAAUUUUACACAAAUGGUAAAGUUUAUGCCUAACUUGCAGUGCAGCAACAACAACAAAAAUAUGUGCUGGUCAACACCUAGAAUAAACAAAAACAGUUUUUCAUGUCAUAUCUUGCAAAAAUGCAAAAAGGUGAUUUAUAUAUAUAUGCCUAGGGCUAUUUCCAUUAUGUAAAGAAUAAGGGUAAUGACAUCAAGCAUCCCUCAAAACGAAGCAGACCCUAAGGAACACAACUUGAUAUAAUUGAAAUCAGAAACCUUUAUACACAUAACGACUCAAUACAUUCAUAAAGACUCGAUACAUUCAUAAAGACUCGAUACAUUCAUAAAGACUCAAUACAUUCAUAAAGACUCGAUACAUUCAUAAAGACUCAAUACAUUCAUAAAGACUCGAUACAUUCAUAAAGACUCGAUACAUUCAUAAAGACUCGAUACAUUCAUAAAGACUCGAUACAUUCAUAAAGACUCGAUACAUUCAUAAAGACUCGAUACAUUCAUAAAGACUCGAUACAUUCAUAAAGACUCGAUACAUUCAUAAAGACUCGAUACAUUCAUAAAGACUCGAUACAUUCAUAAAGACUCAAUACAUUCAUAACGACUCAAUACAUUCAUAAAGACUCGAUACAUUCAUAAAGACUCGAUACAUUCAUAAAGACUCGAUACAUUCAUAAAGACUCGAUACAUUCAUAAAGACUCGAUACAUUCAUAAAGACUCGAUACAUUCAUAAAGACUCGAUACAUUCAUAAAGACUCGAUACAUUCAUAAAGACUCGAUACAUUCAUAAAGACUCAAUACAUUCAUAAAGUAACAUUAAAUCACAUAUAAACAAAGACUUCAUACAUAAACAAAACAAAGACUGUUUCAGUUAUUGGACGGCUUUUCCGUUGAUCAUGGGUAAGGAUGCUGUUAUGAUUUUUAAAAGUAUAGUAAUAGCAAUAAUAAUUUUAUAUACCGUUUUUCCUCCAAUAAGCGCCGCCCUCUAUUAAGCGCCGCCCUCUAAUAAGCGCCGCACCUAAAAUUCGAAUUUCGAAAUAAGCGCCGCCCUCUAAUAAGCGCCGCACCCUCAAAUGCGGCGCUUAUUAGAAAAUCAAGAGAAAAUGAGAUUUCAAUGCUUUUAUUCGAACUCUAUAGUCUUCUUAUUGCAAUAUUCAUUUACAUUAAGUUCUAAAUAGCUAAAUUUACAUUUCUUCUUAUUAAGUUCCUCAUAAAGAAUGUUUGCAAUUUUACUGUUGGUUGAACAGCAAAGAAACUUGGCAGGGACGACCAAGCCAAGCUCUCGUUUCCUUUUUCCCGUUACUUUUGCGAUCAUCGUGUUGUUUUUAUCAGAUUUCAAAAAUUGUUUCGUUAGUUUGGAUAGUUCAAUGGGUAAAUGUCCGACUAAAAACUCAUCAUCCUUUUCUCCCUUAGAUACUGGUUCGAUCGCGACCUCAGUUUCUUUGACUGCUUCAGUUUCCUUUGCUGCUUUACUUCCUUUGGUUGAUUUUCUUCCUUUGGCUUUGGUUACUUUGUUCGUUUUGUUUGUUUCGCUUGGUUCACUUUUCUCGUUUUCAACCGCUGGUGUAGUACUUGAUUCUGAUUCUGUCUUUUUAUUUUCUUCUGUAGGUUUUUUGUCGGAUUCAUCUUCACCUUUUACUGUAACCUGUGGCUUUAGUUUGUAUACACCUAUGGCGUUUUGAUCAUAUUCUUUGGCCUCUUCUCUUUCGUCUGGUUUGCAGUUAAGUUUCUCUCCCAGAGUUGGAGUCCAAACAUCUUUGUAGACAUGGUGGCCUCGUAUGUUUGUUUCAAACUUCACAAUAAAGGCAAAUGAAAAGAGUCAAAUAAAUCCUUUUGAAAACAUAACUUUCCUUUUGAGAACAUAACAGAUUCGGAUGUUGAGGAUGCAUGCGGGCCGUUUCAUUUGAUUGACUCUGAUCAAGAAAGCGACGAAGAAAUUGAUGUUUGAAAUUAUCUUUGUUAUAUUUGAUAGAAAGAGAACAGGAAAAGACACGAUAAUUCACCCGUUAUUUCUUUCUCGUACGUUACUUACCCCUCUAUAGAACCCCAAAUCUAUCAAAAAAACUUUUACUAAGGAUAGCAUUCAACCAACGGAUUGAAUUUGAAGAAUAGGCAAAAACUUCAGAAACUUGAAAUCUGAAAUUUCGAAAUAAGCGCCGCCCUCUAUUAAGCGCCGCCCUCUAAUAAGCGCCGCACCUAAAAUCACAAAAAUUAAAUAAGCGCCGCGGCGCUUAUUAGAGGAAAUACGGUACUCAUUUAAUACGAACUGCUAAAAUAUUUUGUUUUAUAAACAACAACAUGUCACAAAUAUAAUUAGUAUUCCUUAUGCAAGCCAUAUUCCACAUUUCUGCAAUUAAUCCAAGACUCUUCUUCUGCAGCCUCGCCCCAAAACCCACCUAUUACACACUUGUUUCACAGCCUUACUUUUCUUUCCUUUACUUUAUUCACUUUGGUCAUUUUUUUAGUUUUGACACAGCUUUUCUUUUUCUAGUUCUUUGAUGUUAGAUUUAUUCAGUAAAGGUGUACCAAUUAUUCCUUCUUACCUCUCUGAACGUCUCGACUUUUGUUUUUUGGUACCUUCAAGAUUUUAUUGAAAGAAACUCCUAUAGAAAAAAUCUUUACUAGGUGAAUCUACUGCAGUUGCGAAAAACAGAUAUCUGAGUUUUCCAGAACUUGUUGGAGUUGAAGUUAGUACUGGUAACGCAACAUGUUGUGUUAGUGUCAGUAGUUUUGCGUGUCAUUUAAGGCAACAGGUGAGGCCGAUGUUGUGACAGCUUCAUGAUUUUGGACGAGGAUAUUUCAAAUAAGGAUUCUUCGAUAAAAUAUCCUUGUCAAAAGGCUAUAUGCAUGUGCAAUGAAAGCCUGAAACAGCAGUUUCAAUUGUCGCUAUUUUAAAUAUGUGUGAAAAAUUCCUUAAGGAACUUCAACCGCAUUUAUCCUUGCUUGUUGUUAAUGCAUCCAAGAUGUGCAAGGAGUAUGAAAAGCACUUUUCAACGGCUUGAAAAAAAUAGGAUGUAGCGGUUAAUGUGAUGUGAGCGGUUAUUGUGAUGUGUGUGAUGGAAGGACUCUUUCACCACUAGUUGCAGAUGCUACACCUUUUUUUCUUUUUGUAAACAAUACCAUUUGUGGUUUAUAGACACACGACAUACCAGAUUCGUCACAAUUAUAAAUUUGAUUCAACAGAAAAUUGUGUUUCGCAAUCCAUGUUUCUUAGCUAUCAAAUUCAACAGAAGUUUUGUGCAACUUAAAUCCACGCUUUGAAGCGACACCUUCUGGUUUUCUCAAUGACAAAGGUGGAUGUCUUCUUAAAAAUCUUUGUUUCUCUUUGUUUAAUGGGUAAUUGAUUGUGUUCGUUGUUACAUGAUAAUCAAACAUAACUUUCUUCUAUUUUUAAGGAUUAUGCAAGUCCCUAUAAUGUAUUGCACUAAAUAAUCUCAUCUUUUUCACUUAGCACAGUCCUUCAUCAUUGACGCUCCGUUGAAGUAAUUCGUAAGGAGCAUCAUGCCCUUUGGAUGCUUUCCAAAGAGACAUGAUUUGUUUCUUUUACAGCAUUUAUGGCUUCACAAAUCGCUUUUAAAUCUCAAAUUGCACUGGAAGAUAUGCGUACGCAAUUUCUUGUCACUCAAAAAAGAAAAAAAGGUGAUUAUAUAAUAGAAAAGAUGAACAAAUCGAUGUCAGUGAUUCCAUUUAACAAGGUAAUCGCAUAUCUCCAAAAAGCCAUUUGAAGACCAUGAAGGGGCAUGUGUUGUGCAAAAACAAAGCAAAUGAAGGUUAUUAAAAGUCACAGUACAUUGUUGGCGCGUUUUACCCCACCUUCAGUUCAUUUGGAAAGGGUUAGAAUAUUUUAAAAAUCUUAAACAUCGGGAUAAAAAGCACUUUAAAAGUUGAGAAUAGAAUCUUCAUGCUUAACAUUUUCGUCUUCUCUUCUGUAUUUUGCUUUGUUUAUUUCGGCUACGUUACAUAACUACGCAUGGGUACCAUUUUAUGACUUCUUUUUGCAAAAGUCACAACAAAAUGGGCAAUCUUGUGAAUACUUUCCACAUUUCUGCUUUUUGUGAUGCACCAUUGUCUAAAACCCCUCGUUUUUUUCUGUUUUUUCCUAGCAGCGGACAAAAUCUUUCACAGUUAAAUUAAAAUGGAAUGUCAAACAUUUGGAUUCACCUCUCUACAUAAUCGUUUACUGUAUCCUGUCUUGUUUAAAUGAUUUCUUACUCAUAAUAUGCGUAACAUCACAGAAUUGUAAACAUUUCAGGUAUAAUGCUUUCGUCAUCCUCUAAGUAGUUAGUGUAAUUUCUUUUAUUUAUUUCCGUAAACAAUUUUAUUUUUUUUGGCAUUUUAACAUUUUUUUUUCUUCAUUGACUUCCAUCUCAUCUUUCGCAUAUCGAAGACAAAAAAAAACAGCUCGCAUCCGCAAUUAUGAAAUAACAACACUUUGUUACUUGCUAAUUCGC